Rotaria sp. Silwood2 is the source of this 873-nucleotide messenger RNA. The record is from the annotation of a GenBank genome assembly. NCBI's taxonomy places the organism in Eukaryota, Metazoa, Rotifera, Eurotatoria, Philodinida, Philodinidae.
AUGACAUCAUCGUCAGCAACGUUACUUAAAGAACGAGAUGCAUUUCGUAAACGACGAGCUGAUGCAGCAAGUUUUCUUGCCUCGAAUGAGAAACGUCAAAAUAUUGAUAAAACAUCAUCACAAAAACUAAGUCGAUCAAAAACUUCUUCAAGUUUUAGAACUCUUAAUAACUCGUCAAGUAUGUCUUCUGGAGAAGACUUUUCAAUACUAAGAAUUAUUGUCGAAGGAUUACAUGAACGUUUUCUUAGUGGACAAAUUGAUCCAUUAACAUUAGAUGAAAUUAUAAAAGACUUUGGUCUGACAAUUAAUUCAUCUGUUAGACAUUGGCUAGCUUCUCAAGUACUUUUAUCGAAUGAAAAGAUUGAUGUUAAAACAACAGAUAAUAUUCAUAGAUUUGUAUAUAAACCAUCGCUUGAUUUAAAAGGUCCAAAAAAAUCUUCCCUUCUCAAACUUUUAAAAUCACGAUAUGAAAACGGUGAAAAUGCUGUAACUGUUGAGGAUGUACGAGAUUCAAUACAACAACCAAAAGCUGACAAACUUAUUCGUAGUUUGGUAGAAAGUGGUGAUGUUGUUAAAGUAGAAAGUAGUAAAAGAGAAGUUUUAUUUUAUAAUGAUCGUCAUUUCAAUAUUGAUAUUCAUCAAGAAUUUAUUAAUGCAUGGAGAACAAUAUCAGUUGAACAUUUGACUAAUGAGCAGAUUCAUAACUUUAUUCGUGAAAAAGGAUAUUAUAGUUUAACAACAAAUGCACCAAAACUAGCACAAUUACCAAAAAAACCAUUAAAACGAGUUGUUCGACGUCCUGUUACAUUGAAACAUAACCAACAUGUUAUCGAUCAACUCAAUGAUUAUUCCAAUGCAACAAAUACAAAAUAA